AUGGACCCCUAUUGUGUGACCCUUGGAGGGGAGCAUCUUCACAGCGAGGAUCAUGAAUUGCGUGUGAGACAAAAGAAAGACAUUAGUCGCUCCUGGGCGCCCAAGCGUAUUGUCAUCUGCUGCGACGGAACCUGGCAAUCCUCUGUCUCGGGCGAAAAGAAUGUGCCGUCCAAUAUCACUCGACUCUGCCGCGCACUGAAUCGAGUUGGUACCGACGAAGACGGUAGAGUAUGGCAGCAAGUGGUCUGGUACGACUCCGGUGUGGGUACGACCGCGCUGGCACUGGGCGAUGCCGUCGAAGGAGCGUUCGGCAAGGGUCUCGAAGGCAAUGUUGUUGAGGCAUAUAACUUUUGUGUGCUCAAUUAUAACCCAGGUGAUAAAAUUAUGUGCUUCGGAUUUUCCCGUGGUGCCUUCACUGCGCGCACUAUCGCUGGUCUGAUCUCCGAUAUUGGAAUUUGCGAUCAAAGCAACCUGAACAAAUUCCCCGAUCUGUGGAAAGUAUACAAGCAGCAUGGCAAGGAUCAUCCUGGAAAGCGGUUCCAUCGCAGUGAUGCUUGGUAUGAAUGGAUGUGGGGCAAGCUCGAUGAAAACCAAGGUGCCGGAGGCCCAAACGAGACGGAGCUUCGUUGGACCCAAAUGGCAGAGGGCGAAUGGUCUCCGGAUGAGACGAAAGAGGUCGAGGUAGUUGGUGUCUAUGACACCGUUGGUGCUUUGGGAAUGCCCGAAGUGUUUGGUUUCAAAUUCCCUCAGAAGUUCUUGUUCUGGAAAGACCAACCCUACUGGCAAAACACAGAGCUCUGCGUCAACAUCAAACACGCUUACCACGCUCUGGCCCUUGACGAGUCUCGCAGGGCAUUUGCACCGACUCUAUUCUAUAUCCCGACUCGGCAAGUCUCCAAAGGCGACUUAAAGGAGAGGGUCGAUGCCGAGGAAAAGGCUAGGAAAGCAUUCAAAAACAAACGGGACUACGCACAGUCUCUCAAGGAGAAAAACGCCGCCAACGAGCUUGUUAACCAGGCUUGCCAUGAGGCCAACGAGCUUGCCAAAAUAUGGAACAGAACCCAGCGAAAGCGUGUGAAGUACCAGAAUCGACUGGAGCAGCACCCUGAGCUAAAACAAGUCUGGUUCCCUGGCUAUCACGUCAACGUCGGCGGAGGCUCGAGUGAUACCCUUCACAAUAUAGGCGACAUGGAAGAGAUGUCUAACAUCACCUUUUCCUGGAUGCUUGAUCAGAUCCGGCCCCAUCUCUCCAUUAACGAGGAAGCCAUCAUGAAAGAUUACGCCGAUCGCGAGGAAUAUAUCGCCCAAUUCAAUCAGGAUCUUAAGGAGUGGCAGCGACAGCAAUUAGCUCUCAAGGAGGAGUCCUGGUGCGCAUGGGGCUCGCGCGUGGCAGUUUCAACUGCUUCGAGCAUCAUCCAUCCUUUCAGUCCCAGCACUAAUCUGCCCAGGCCUGCUUUCGACAAACUUCGUGUUUAUCGGUGGGGUCUGGGGGAGAUGGUAGACAGCUACACUAAGAUGUACUGGGCCAAUGGGCAGACCAAACGUACGCCCGGCAAAGGAGUCGAGACUGAGAAGGACGGGAAGUCUGUUAUCUACGGCAACACCCACGAGUUCAUCCAUCCUGUCGUUCACUACAGACGGGAGCAUUUCAAGACGAUGAAUCCCGGUAGCCCAGAAGUCCAACUCUACCAUCCCAUUGGCAAGGAGUUUGACUACAACUAUCUCCGUCGCUCGACCGUCGACAGCCAUGGAAACCCAACGUUCGAAUACAGAAUUGGAAGCUUUCCAAAGUUUAUCGAAGAGUGGAAAAUGGGCGGAGCAGACUCUUACGAGCGAUUGGCAAUCAAGGAAACUGCAGCAUAUGCUCACGUUGACGAGCUUGAAAAGCACAACAAAUCUGGCCUUGAGGGCAUUCGCCGUGCUGUCAUAGAAGUCAAGAAAGACACUCCUAAGCCAGUUUCCCCUACUCUGGAAGGGGCCCUAGGGUGUGGAUUCCGUGCUUUGGCCGCAGUGAAGCCCAGCAACCCCACGAGUAUGUGUAAAGAUGAGAGUAAUACUUUCGUCACUAAGCAGGAUGAGUUUUAUGUUCAGACUAAGGAGAUCCAACUUGAGACCCGACUUGAAACAUCUGAGUUUCAUAUUCGAUAG
Messenger RNA from Penicillium atrosanguineum, 2148 nucleotides. Its product is annotated as T6SS phospholipase effector Tle1-like catalytic domain-containing protein. Lineage: Eukaryota; Fungi; Ascomycota; Eurotiomycetes; Eurotiales; Aspergillaceae. The record is from RefSeq and is a predicted model, not a curated record. The transcript is spliced from 2 exons. Bases 1 to 2148 code for a protein of 715 amino acids.